Molecule: messenger RNA, 3091 nt
Organism: Gallus gallus (chicken)
Lineage: Eukaryota; Metazoa; Chordata; Aves; Galliformes; Phasianidae
Gene: PSMD5
Product: proteasome 26S subunit, non-ATPase 5
Exons: 10
Coding region: 23-1537 (504 amino acids)
Biological process (GO): proteasome assembly
Cellular component (GO): cytosol
Source: RefSeq, marked provisional
GGGGCUUGGCGGCGGCGCCAAGAUGGCGGAGGCGGUGGUGGAGCUCCUGGAGCGUGCGGCGCGGCGGGAGGCGCCGCUGGAAGAGCUGCGCGCCCUGCGGCUCGCUGUGCAGGCCGUGCCGCCCGCCGCCCUGCGCGCCCGCCUCAGCGACGAGCACCUGGCAGCGCUCUUCACCCUCCUCAGCUCCAGUGAGCGGGAGCAGCUGUCUGCCUGCGUUGCCGUCCUGGAGAGGCUCCUUCAGGCCCUGGACCCGCUCUACGUGAUCCAGAACCUCCGGGAGGAGCUGCGGAAGGGGCUUUUCCACCCGGACGACUCCGUGAAGAUCCUCUCCAUAUCCCAGGUUGGGAGGAUUGUUGAAAAUUCAGAUGCUGUUAGAGAAAUUCUCAACAGUCCUGAACUACUACGGCAGAUCAUAAAUUGCAUUGGUGGUGAGAAAAUAGCAGUGGCUAAAGAGGCCAUCAAAUCUCUCUCAAGAAUAGCCCAAACACAAGAUGGCUUAGAGGCUUUGUUUGUGAGCAGCUUGUUAAGUGACUUGAAAAAUGUCAUGGGAACAAAUGAUGUUGUUCGGUACAGAGUGUAUGAGCUAAUUGUUGAGAUUUCUUCAGUGUCAGCAGAUUCACUUAAUUACUGUGCAAACAGUGGGUUAAUAUCAGACUUAAUUGGAGAGUUGACUGGAGAUGAUGUUCUGGUCAGAGCUACGUGCAUAGAGAUGGUGACUUCACUGGCACAUAGUCCCCAUGGACGUCAGUAUCUUGCUCAGCAAGGAAUUAUUGAUAAGAUUUCUAACAUCAUCAUUGGUGCAGAGUCUGAUCCUUUCUCAGGCUUCUACUUACCAGGAUUUAUUAAAUUCUUUGGAAACCUGGCUGUUGUAGACAGCCCACAGCAGAUCUGUGAGCGAUAUCCUGUCUUUAUGGAGAAAGUCUUUGAAAUGGCAGAAAGUCACGAUCCAACCAUGAAUGGAGUAGCUGUGGACACGCUAGGAAUCCUGGGAUCAAGUGUGGAAGGCAAACAGGUUUUACAGAAAGCAAGAGGCAGAUUUCAGAAUCUGUUAAACAAAAUAGGGCACCAGGCAAAGAAUGCGCCCACGGAGCUGCGGCUUCGAUGCUUGGAUGCUGUUUCAUCUCUUCUCUACUUGCCUCCAGAGCAGCAGACAGAAGACCUUUUAAGAAUGACUGAGUCAUGGUUCUCAUCCUUGUCCAGCCAACCACUGGAACUCUUCAGGAGCAUCAGUACUCAGCCGUUCCCUGAUCUGCACUGUGGAGCUUUAAGGGUGUUCACUGCUAUUGCAAAUCAAGCUUGGGCUCAGAAGUUGAUGCUCAACAGUCCAGGGUUUGUGGAAUACAUUGUAGACAGAUCUGUGGAACCUGACAAAGCUUCGAAGGAUGCCAAGUAUGAACUGGUGAAGGCCCUUGUAAAUUCUAAAACAAUUGCAGAAAUCUUUGGAAAUCAGUAUUACUUGAGGCUUAGGGCUUAUUUGAAUGAAGGCCCUUAUUAUGUUAAAGCAGUUUCUACUACAGCUGUGGAAGGAGCAGAAUAACGUCACUGAUGUCUCAGUUCCCCUUCUUACAAACCACAUUACUGAGAUAGGUGAUAAGAUGUAAGGUGUAAGAGAUUCCCCACACAGGAGCUGUGUGAGUGUCUCUUUAAAGGAACAUGAAGCACUUUGUGUUUAAAAUGAGGGUCAUGAGAGCAAAUCCAUACUUACAUAGGGCACAAUGUAAUUUUUCAUGGAAUCUCAUGGCAGAAUUUUCCCAUGUGCUGUCCUGGGACAAGUAAGUACAGUAAGCAUUCUGUUAGCUGCUGACUGUGUCUUAUUUUGCAGAAGCUGCCAAUGUUUACUUAAACUGUUCUGAGUUUAGAGUUUCUAUCAUGUUUUCUCAGUAGAUCACAGUACAAUUUAAAAAAAAAAAAAAGCCAAAAAAUGUUAAGGUUUUGUAACCUCAGAUGCUGCCAUAGUUUCUCUUUUUAAAAAAAAUAUUUUUUUUAUAUCUGCCAAGGUUGGCACUUGCAUAGAAAAUAUUCUUUUAGCCAGCCAUAGUUCUGUCCGAAGCUCAGUGAGAAUAAACUGGUAACAUUCUGUCCACACGAGGGAGUACAAACUGGAUUCUCUUCUCUGAUCAAGUUGCUGAAUGUAAGUCAUGUUUGAAUAAGUCCUAAGUAUUGUUUACAUUUUAUACUGAGGAUCACAGAAACAAACACUUAAUUCUUAAACAAAGAAACAGAAGUAAGCUGAUGUAUAAAACCAAACUGGGAGCUUUGUCUCGUUAGCUGUGGCUUUGGCAGCUUGGUUUGCUUGCUGAAAAGGAGCACCAGCUACACGUCUGCUUCAGAACCAAAUCUUAAACUGUUUAUGCUAUUUUUUAUUGAAGAUUAAUGUUUUAAUGUAAGUGUUAUUUAAAAAAAAGCACCAAUUUUAUUUGCCCGAGUUGGAAUAAACGGGGUAAGAACGUGAAGUGUUUAUGUUUAAAUGCAUGAACUGAAUUAGAAUAUAAAUGUAGUGCCUCAUGAGACUUCAUCUUCCUCUGAAGAUGCUGGGUGAGAUGAGGUACAAGACUAGCCGGACCACCGGUCCCUUCUGUCACCCCUGAUGUGUUGGUCCAUAAACAAAGAUCACAAUGUGCUUUAUGCUGAAGGUCUAUCUUAGAUUUGUUGGGGACGUAAAUCUGAAGACAAGGUGGAGGGUGCAUAGUAACAUAUGAAAUGACUGCUCUGGGGCUUAUUUUAGUGUGUUAAGUCAGCUGUGCAUCUAUGGAAAGUACUUGCCUGGUGUCCUCACUCUGCCAAGCGAAGUGGGAUGAUCUAUCUAGUUGUGCAGUAACUCUUCUAUUGCUUAUAGUACAUUUGGGCUGCAGCAGAGAUGUUAGCAUUGCCUGCCAAAACGUUGCUGGCAGGAGAACAUUGCUGGAAGGGAACUAAAUGGGCUCAGAGAAGCAGGAUAGUUGGGGAGAAUCUUUUAAUGUCUAAUAAACUGAGUACAGGUGAUCUGCUUUGUUACUUCUGAUCAGAUAUGUACAAAAAAUUGUCAUCCAACGUUAUGUUACUUCUCACACCUUCAUCCUAGCGUGCGUAAUAAACAUCUGCUGGUGGGAAA